UCGGACCUGACUGUCAGACAGGCGCGGUGGCUGCAAGUAGCCGCGGUCUCCACCUCGCGUCUCCCCCGUCCCGCCCAAGGCCGUCGCCUGUCGUCGCCCCGUAACUCCCGUCUCCGAAGCCGCCCCCUUCUCCAUGUUCCGGGGCAGCGCUGGUGGUCGUGGACGUCGCCGAGACCCGCUCGCCGGUCCCCCAUCAUGUCCGAACUGACCCAGGAGCUGAUGGAGCUGGUGUGGGGCACCCAGAGCAGCCCGGGCCUGUCCGACACCAUCUUCUGCCGCUGGACGCAAGGGUUUGUCUUCAGUGAUUCAGAGGCAUCUGCGCUGGAACAGUUCGAAGGUGGCCCCUGUGCAGUCAUUGCACCAGUUCAGGCCUUUCUUUUGAAGAAGCUCCUGUUUUCAUCAGAGAAGUCUUCAUGGAGGGAUUGCCCAGAGAAGGAGCGGAAGGAACUCCUUUGUCAUACGUUAUAUGACAUUUUAGAAAGUGCUUGUUGUGACAACUCUGGAUCCUACUGCUUGGUGUCAUGGCUCCGAGGAAAGACAGCUGAGGGAAGUGCCAGCGUUUCUGCGAGCCCCGCAGAGCCCAGCUGCCCAGCGGAACAUUCUCCUGCCUUGGCUGUCGAAGAGCUUGGCUUUGAGCGGUUUCAUGCAUUAAUUCAAAAGAGAACAUUCAGAAGUUUAUCAGAAUUAAAAGAUGCCGUAUUGGACCAAUAUUCAGUGUGGGGAAACAGAUUUGGAGUACUGCUUUUUCUGUACUCUGUCUUACUGACAAAGGGCAUUGAAAACAUCAAAAAUGAAAUCGAAGAUUCAAGUGAGCCCUUAAUAGAUCCUGUAUAUGGACAUGGCAGCCAAAGUCUAAUUAACCUCCUGCUGACGGGCCACGCUGUGUCUAACGUCUGGGAUGGUGAUCGAGAGUGCUCAGGAAUGAAACUUCUGGGUAUCCAUGAACAAGCAGCUGUAGGAUUCUUAACAUUGAUGGAAGCUUUAAGAUAUUGUAAAGUUGGUUCUUACUUGAAAUCUCCAAAAUACCCUAUUUGGAUUGUUGGCAGUGAAACUCACCUCACCGUAUUUUUUGCCAAGGAUAUGGCUUUAGUUGCCCCGGAGGCUCCUUCAGAACAAGCCAGGAGAGUGUUUCAAACCUAUGAUCCAGAAGAUAAUGGGUUCAUACCUGAUUCACUUCUAGAAGAUGUGAUGAAAGCAUUGGACUUGGUGUCAGAUCCUGAAUAUAUAAAUCUCAUGAAGAACAAAUUAGAUCCUGAAGGAUUGGGCAUCAUAUUAUUGGGGCCAUUUCUUCAAGAAUUUUUUCCUGAUCAGGGUUCCAAGGGUCCAGAGUCAUUCACCGUCUUCCACUACAAUGGACUGAAGCAGUCCAAUUACAACGAAAAGGUCAUGUAUGUGGAGGGGACCGCAGUGGUUCUAGGUUUCGAAGAUCCCAUGCUACAGACAGAUGACACCCCUAUUAAACGCUGUCUCCAGACCAAAUGGCCCUACAUUGAAUUGCUCUGGACCACAGAACGUUCUCCCUCCCUCAACUGAUGUGCCCAGCUAGUGCCAACAAAGAUUGGGAGCAUAGGUGCUGAAGUAGGGGUGCAAGACUAGCAUUGGCUCAACUUCAGUUCUACACUGGUAUCACUGACUAACUGUAAAUAAAAACUCAAAACACACUUUCCGUGUUUAAGAUGUUUAAAUUCUUUCUUUGAAAGCUUUAUGUUCAAAGUUACCCUCUUUAACUAUGUGAAAUUUACUAGCCAAAUUAAGGUUGACUCAAAUGUUUGUUCAUUUUAUAGCCAAUUGGUCACUUAUCAAAUUAUAAGCAUAGGGUGAUAGCAUUUGUAUAUUGAGAAUUAGAACUAUUUAUAAACUGCUUUGGGUUUUAAUUCAUUCAGCCACUUUUUAUUGUCAAAGUGAUUCUGUCUUGCAAAAAUAUCAACCUCCACAAUGAAUUUCAGACAUUAAUUUUGGGGACUUGGGGUUUUUUUUUCCUGAAAUGUUUCAUUAUCAACCUGGAUUCUUUAUAAUUGGCUUAGCUCCAGCAUGUCUACAAAAGUAGAAGCUCUAAGGAAACAUUAACAUUUAUUCAGAUAUGAGGGUGUAUUUUUAAAAAAAUGUAAUCAGGAAGAAUCUCUGCUUGUCUUAACACUGUUACCUUUAGCUAUAUCACCGAGUUUGUACCCACGACCCUGGAAGCCAGCUUUCUUGUAUAUUUAUAAAUGUGAUAAAUGCAUGGAGACAUCUGUUAUUACAUUAGUAUAUUGCAUUAUUUAUUAUUAUGACCCAAGUGAUGGCCUAAAUAAACUUUAUCUGUA
Molecule: messenger RNA, 2303 nt
Organism: Suncus etruscus (white-toothed pygmy shrew)
Lineage: Eukaryota; Metazoa; Chordata; Mammalia; Eulipotyphla; Soricidae
Gene: MINDY3
Product: MINDY lysine 48 deubiquitinase 3
Exons: 15
Coding region: 196-1533 (445 amino acids)
Biological process (GO): protein K48-linked deubiquitination
Molecular function (GO): K48-linked deubiquitinase activity; cysteine-type deubiquitinase activity
Source: RefSeq, a predicted model, not a curated record